Messenger RNA from Cebus imitator (Panamanian white-faced capuchin), 4015 nucleotides. RefSeq names its product pleckstrin homology domain containing A8 (gene PLEKHA8). Gene Ontology annotation, cellular component: cytosol; cytoplasm; membrane. Gene Ontology annotation, molecular function: ceramide 1-phosphate transfer activity; ceramide 1-phosphate binding. The record is from RefSeq and is a predicted model, not a curated record. Lineage: Eukaryota; Metazoa; Chordata; Mammalia; Primates; Cebidae. The transcript is spliced from 14 exons. Gene Ontology annotation, biological process: intermembrane lipid transfer; ceramide transport. The coding region runs from base 596 to 2158 and encodes 520 amino acids.
CACCACCCCAAACGUCGGGCACGAUUUACAGUCAGCACUGCCCUACAAGUGUCUCAGGGGCCUCCCUCCUCUCAUCGCCCACUCCCAAGUCCGCGUCCCGGGACUCAAUUUCCCUGCGGGCCUUUCCGGCAAAGUCGGCCCUGCAGCCGCCGCAGCCGCGAAAUCCCGGAGUGGAUUUUGGGAAGGGGCGCGCGAGCGGCGCACCGGGCAUGCGCGAGCGCGUCCUGGGCCCGGCGGGUGGAGGGUUCAGGUAGCGCGCCGUGGCGCCUCCUGCCUCGUUUGCCGUACUUCGGAGGUUUCGGCCGCCCCUCCAGCCCACGUAGGGCGCGGGUCCUGGUCUCAUUGUGAACAGCGUGUCCGGUUUCGCCGCGUCGGCUCACCGCCUAGCUGGGCUUCUCGCACCGAGGCCGCCGCAGUGACCCCGCCCCCGGGCCGAGGAUGUGAGGCGGGCCGGGCGUCCCCACACCGGGCCCUGGCGCCGGGAGUGGGCGUCUGGGCCGCGCCGGGCGAUGGCCCUGGGGCCGGUGCUCCUCGCCUCCUGGGUCCUGGGGCAGUGAGGGGGCCGGCGGGCGUGGGCCGAGGGGCCGCGGGCGCCAUGGAGGGGGUGCUGUACAAAUGGACCAACUAUCUGAGCGGUUGGCAGCCUCGAUGGUUCCUUCUCUGUGGGGGAAUAUUGUCCUAUUAUGAUUCUCCUGAAGAUGCCUGGAAAGGUUGCAAAGGGAGCAUCCAAAUGGCAGUGUGUGAAAUUCAAGUUCAUUCUGUAGAUAAUACACGCAUGGACCUGAUAAUCCCCGGGGAACAGUAUUUCUACCUGAAGGCCAGAAGUGUCGCUGAGAGACAGCGGUGGCUGGUAGCCCUGGGAUCAGCCAAGGCUUGCCUGACUGACAGUAGGACCCAGAAGGAGAAAGAGUUUGCUGAAAACACUGAAAACUUGAAAACCAAAAUGUCAGAACUAAGACUCUACUGUGACCUCCUUGUUCAGCAAGUAGAUAAAACAAAAGAAGUGACCACAACUGGUGUGUCCAAUUCUGAGGAGGGAAUUGAUGUGGGAACUUUGCUGAAAUCAACCUGUAAUACGUUUCUGAAGACCUUGGAAGAAUGUAUGCAGAUUGCAAAUGCAGCCUUCACCUCUGAGCUGCUCUACCGCACUCCACCAGGAUCACCGCAGCUGGCCAUGCUCAAGUCCAGCAAGAUGAAACAUCCUAUUAUACCAAUUCAUAAUUCACUGGAAAGGCAAAUGGAGUUGAGCAGUUGUGAAAAUGGAUCUUUAAAUAUGGAAAUAAAUAGUGAUGAAGAAAUCCUCAUGAAAAAUAAGAAUUCCUUAUAUUUGAAAUCUGCAGAGAUAGACUGCAGCAUAUCAAGUGAGGAAAAUACAGAUGAUAAUAUAACAGUCCAGGGUGAAAUAAUGAAGGAAGUUGGAGUGGAAAACCCAGAAAACCAUGACAAUAAUUUGACUCAGUCUGGUUCAGACUCCUCAAGUUGCUCUCCAGAAUCCCUCUGGGAAGAAAGCAAAGAAGUUAUCCCAACUUUCUUUAGUACCAUGAACACAAGCUUUAGUGACAUUGAACUUCUGGAAGACAGUGGCAUUCCCACAGAAGCAUUCUUGGCAUCAUGUUAUGCUGUGGUUCCAGUAUUAGAUAAACUUGGUCCUACAGUGUUUGCUCCUGUUAAGAUGGAUCUUGUUGGAAAUAUUAAGAAAGUAAAUCAGAAGUAUAUAACCAACAAAGAAGAGUUUACCACUCUCCAGAAGAUAGUGCUGCACGAAGUGGAGGCCGAUGUAGCCCAGGUUAGGAACUCGGCGACUGAAGCCCUCUUGUGGCUGAAGAGAGGUCUCAAAUUUCUGAAGGGAUUUUUGACAGAAGUGAAAAAUGGGGAAAAGGAUAUCCAGACAGCCCUGAAUAACGCAUAUGGUAAAACAUUGCGGCAACACCAUGGCUGGGUAGUACGAGGGGUUUUUGCGUUAGCUUUAAGGGCAGCUCCAUCCUAUGAAGAUUUUGUGGCCGCGUUAACCAUAAAGGAAGGUGACCACCAGAAAGAAGCUUUCAGUAUUGGGAUGCAGAGGGACCUCAGCCUUUACCUCCCUGCCAUGGAGAAGCAGCUGGCCAUACUGGACACUUUAUAUGAGGUCCACGGGCUGGAGUCUGAUGAGGUGGUAUGAUGGCUGCUGGGCAGCACCUCCUAACUUCAGGGAAUAAAGUGCUAAAGUGUUGUGUUGCCCUACUUAAUUUCCAGCAACAGCCUCAGCCCUCUCCAACCCCUUCACUUGGGGGGAUGGACAGGAGGAGGCAAAACCCAGUGCUUUUAUAUAUAAUUUUUAAAAUGCAUAUGUGUUUUGUGUAUUUAAAGAUCAAGGUGCUAUAUAUUUCAGUUCAGCAGGCCUACUGGAUACCAAAUGAUAAGCUGUUAUAGACUUGAACAGCAAGUUAUAAGAGCAGAUUUAACAAAUGAAUUUGCUGUUACUGUGUAUUGUUUUUAGGUUUUAGUUUUAAUGAACCCAAACCCAAGCUGAAAAUCAGCAGGUUUCGUAUUAAGUACUAUAAUUCAUAACCACUGUUUCAGCCAACUCAGAAUUAGACUAGACACUUGGAGGUAGUAUAAGCCGCUUUGUUGAAGCUGUGUGGAGUUUGCUAUUCCUAGAUGCUCUUCAGUGGACCUUCUUCACUGUAACUCUGUCAGUGAUAAGGGCCUGUAAAGUAAAAAUGUUUAGAGCAUUCACAUGACCAUGAAAUUUUGGGAGGUGAAGAAGACAUGGACAGGAGUCCCAUCCUUGUUGAGAGGCAUGAGACUGCUGCUCUGAGGUUAAUGGUGUGCCCUAACCCCAAGCUGGAGGGGAGAAUAUGGGAGAGGUGGGACAGCUCAUUUGAGAUGACACCUCCCAACUACCUACCAUGUACCAACAUGUUCUCCAUGCUUUAUCUCAAUGGGACAUCACAAGGAAUGAUACUCAAAGGGAUUAUUACCCCACUUCAAAAGCAAGGUUUAGAAGUUGAGGGAUCAGUUCACAGUCACAUAGUUUAUAAGUAGAAGAGCCAGGUAAUUUCCAAGUAUGACCUGGACUGCCUCUGUAUCAAAGUCACAUGGAGUGCUUAUUCAAACAGCAGAUUCCCAGGCCUUAUUUUCACCUAAAGAACCAGAAUCUAGGUGGCGGGCCAUAGGAAUCUCCAUUUCAAUGAACUUUACACAUGAUUCUUCUGCACACAGUAUUGAAGAGCAACUAGAUUAAAUUCUAGUUUAUAGAAUUCCCAGUUUCCUUCAACUAAAUGAUACAUCCUUUUUUUCAAAGAGGAGGAGGCUGCCAUUUAAAUAAAAUAGCUAAAUGGAGAGUGAGAAGUGGAGCAAGUUUACUCAGCAAUAUUCUAAAUUGAGCCAGCACUGACACCCAGCCAGUAGGCCUUGGCAUUGCAUUCAGGGGCCAUGGCUCUGAACCGAUCAGUCUUGGUUUAAUCACCAAAAGUGCAGAGUAGGCAAAAUGCAGCUGUUUAUCAAUCUCAAAAGCUUUGGGACAGUGUCAUAGUUCAAAGAUGAGACUUAAGUAUUUCAUAAAACAAUGUUGCGUGGGCGUUCUUCUGCACAGUGUGAUGCCCCAACCCUGGUCCUGGUCUCAGUAGACCAUGCUGCUUCGAGUGUGCAUAGGAGAGAAGCCAUGGGUACCUUACCCAUUAGAGGCGACUUCCUUCCAGUAACAGGAAGGGAAGUUGCAGCAUAAGGUAGUUACCCAGGGUAGCAGGUCCUUUGAGAGGCUUGGUUGAGUUGAGCAUCAUCUCUAGAUGAUGCUGUUCCUACUGCAGAUCUCUAGGAUGGAGAGAAUUCUCUCUUGAGUCAAAAAGUUUAUGUAGGGAGGGGUAUUGGUUUUGCCUUUUGUCUGUCUUUAAACAAAUGAACAUUUCUUUAGCUCAAAUUAAUUAGGCAUUUUGCCCACGUAAAGACUUCUAGAAAACACUUAAACUUCAAAAAUCAACAUCACAUGUUUUAAGGCUAGGGAGAAGGGGGGUAUUAAAAUGAUGUUCAUUAUUUA